Messenger RNA from Drosophila virilis, 6562 nucleotides. The record is from RefSeq and is a predicted model, not a curated record. NCBI's taxonomy places the organism in Eukaryota, Metazoa, Arthropoda, Insecta, Diptera, Drosophilidae.
GCAGCACAGAAACGAGUACAGCUCCGAAUACACGUCGUUUUGCCAAAAGCGUAGCAGGCAGCAAAUGAAAAAUAUAUAAAUGAGGAAAAAAUUUCGUGAAACAAGAACGACAAAUAUACCAAACGCGAGCCACGCCGCUGUAGUAAAAAUCGACAGAUUUAAUAAUUGCGUGCGUUGUGCAAGCGUCUGAAAUUCGACCAACAGCAGACCCUCCUCCCCCCCAGAGCAACAAAGUGCAUACAGAAAUCAAGCGGUAGCGUUUCCGUAGUUUACCGUGGCCAAGUUUUGUAUAGCUCGAGCCUGUAAUGCAGCUGACCUGGCAAUAGCGCCGCAGAAGUAUGGCACCAGCGCUGACAGCCGAGCCACUGAGCCCCAAGGAGAAGCUAACCAGCAACGCCGCGCCCGCCACCGGUACGCGACAGUCUGUGCGAAAACUGGACUCGCCCAACGGUGGUGUCGGCGGCGAUACGGCUAAGAAGCCAUUAACUCUAACAGCCACAACGCGCGUGACACGCUCCAAGGACGCGGCACAGCGAACUGGCUCGCCUAUUGUGCAGAUCGUCAACAACAACAACAACAAUAACAAUAACAAACGUAAAUCCAACAACCAUAGCAACAUUAGCUGCAGCAGCACCAACAACAGCGAAGUCAAAUCCGUUGAUAAUCAAAUGGGCAUCAGCGCUGCAGCCACACACACGAGCAGCGACGGCAGUGCAGCCUCCUCCAGCAGCAGCAGCAGCGGCAGCGGCAGCAGCAUUAGCAACGCGUCAGCUGCAGCAGCAACGUCGCCAGCUGCCAGCGCCACCGCGGAGCACAACAACAACUGCAAGGACAACUCAACGGCCGAGCUGCUGGCUAAUCUGACAAGUGACUUCGAGGAGGCCAUCACAGCUGAGAUUUGUCUGCGCAAAACCCUGCCUGAGGUAAGCCACAGCAAGGAGCAGCCAGCCGAAGCCGAGGCCGAGGCAGCAGCCGCAGCUAUAGCACAUACCGUGCAAUUGCUAGAGCCCGCGUUUAUGCCAGAAGCCGAAGCUCAGUCCCAGUCAACAAGUUCAGCAGCAGCAGCGGCAGCAGCAGCAGCAGCAGCAGCAACAACACCAACGCCGGCAGCAGCAGCAACAACACUUACAGACUCCUCCCUACAGAGGUUGGCGGGGCAGGAACUACUUCCGCCCAGGGCGGACGGCGCAGUACAGGUGGCUGCUACUAACGAAAUGCCAGAUAAUAUUGAAGAACGCCUUAGUCAACUGGAUGGCAACCCGAGCGUUGUGUUGCCGCCCAUUGUGGAUAUAAGCGCGGCGACGCUGGAAUCAAGCGUUGCGCUGCCGACGACGCCCACCCGGCAACAACAGCAGCACCAGCAACAGUUGCUGCUCCAUCAGCAGCAGCAGCAACAACAACAACAACAACAACCGUUGCAAUUGCAGCAGCAGCUGCAACACCAGCAACAGCCGGAGAUACUCGCCUCACCACAGCAUUCAACAGUUGCGCGUCAGUCAGGCGCGUUACUCACGCCACAGAGCACGGCCAGCUCGAUAAAUUUUCUAAAGGAUGGCACUACUGGCGCCGUCCUUGAGGAUCAGGAUUUUGAGGAGGUUUUAAAAGCGCUCAAGACACUUGACGGCGGUCACGUGAAUCCGGAUACAAUCUGUGAUUUCAAUUUCUUUAACGAGGUGUGUUUUCCCUAUAAUGAGGAGGAUGCAGCCGCUGCAGCAGCAACAGUCGCAGCUGGAACAACUGCAUCAGCAGUAGCAGCCGCUGCAGCAGAUGUUGGCCACAGCGGCAGCCACGAGCAGGAGUCAAAGGCCAAUUGCAGUGCAGCAGCCGCGCCGCGUCCCUGGCAGGAGAGCCAUGCGGAGUUGGAACAGCAACAGCACGAGCUGGUGCGCAAGAUCAACGUUAUGUUGUGGCGAAUGCGUAAAUUUCAGGCCCGGCAGAUGUGCCGUCAUGCCAGUGACGAGGUUGGCGGUAUACUCGAAUGGUCGGCGCGCAGCUCACAUAAAGCGGCGCCCGCGGCGCCGGUGCGCAGCACCAAGCUUACUGAACAGGAGGACACGGUGCUCUCCAUUGUCUCCGGCCGGCCGGGAAGCAGCUUCUGGGAUGAGCAGACCAAGCAACCACUGCCUGCCAGCCAAAUGAGCAAUGUGCUGCGGCACAUAGAAACGUCGGCGCGCAAGCAACAAAUCUGUCAUACAAUUGGCGGCGGUUCCGCAUCACUGGCAUCCUCUUCCUCCUGGUAUAGCAGCACCGCACAGCCGGGCAAACGCUCGCGCAAAACACAACCCAUAGAUACCAGCAUAAACAGUACGACAGGCGUAGCUGAUGGCAUUCUGAACCCGCGAGCCGAUGAGAUUGUACCUAAUUUUGACAAUUAUGUGACCAGCGAGUUGACGCAUAUUUCGGGAAUGUUGCACACGGAAAUGCGUGAAGUACAGACUGCCAUCGACUCAGACGCCACAGAGUCUAGCUCUGGCGGCGAAUCAGCCGAUGAGAUGGUUAACUACAACAAUUCCCAGCAGUCUUCAUUGUCAAUAACACGUCGUGCCGUGUGGCGCUAUUCGCGAGAUCGUGCUGUUAUUGCACUGCGCUGGUCCUGGCUGUGCGCCCAGGUUGCCGAUCUGGACAUGAAAAUCCGGCAGCACAACGAUGUGUACAACGAUCUGUGUCGCACCAAGGGCGAUGUAAUGCUAGAACCGACGCCCGCUCCCAAGAAUGGUUACAAGGAGCAACUGCAGCCGCAGACAGCGGUACAGCUGGAUCCCGAACAGGCGUCCGCCGAUUGGCUAUGCAGUCGGGCCCGUCCCUUGGUGCUGUCCGAGUUUCGCAAACGUAAACUCUUCCAAACUACGAAUAUGCACACAAUAUCGAAAAAGGCCGCCAGGCCGAGCAACAUUAAAUGUGGCUGCCAGUGGCCCCAGGUGCCGUGUACAUUGUGCACCGGCCGGCCGGAUCCGACGGCGCCACGAGAUUUACCUGAAACGUUGAUGCCACAAAAUCGUGUAGCGCUGCUCGAUCCCGGCUAUCAUCCGGUGCUGAGCUUCUCUGACGAUGUUUGUCAGUCGGUGCAUUUGGAGGCGAUUGCCCGUCAGCCGGAUUGGCAAUAUCGCGUUAUGCGCAGCCAGGCCAAGGCAAUUGUUAAGAGCGUCUGGAAGGCUGAGCGCGAGGCAGUUGCACUAAGUGGCGGCGGCGGCGCUGCUGGUGCUGGCGGUGCCGGUCGUCGUCCCGGCGAGACAGCCAAGCGCCGAUAUGUGCGCCGCAAAGAGCGCAACAACAAUAAUCAAAACAGAAGCAGCAGCAGCAAAACCACACAAAACAAUAACAACAGCAACAGCAACAACAAUAGCAGCAGCAGCAGUGGGGUCGCCAACGUGGGAUUGGAUAGUGGAAACGGUACUGGUACUGCUACUACUUCUUCUUCUUCUACGCCUACUACAACGCCACUUGUGGCCAACAUGAGCAAAAGGCAGCGCCAGUUGGCCACGAGCACAGCCGCGGUAUUUCCGAUGCCUGAUUCACGCCAGAUGCACCAAAAAUCGCAACAACUUAAUAGCCACUCACUGAUCUCCGGCAAAGGCAACGGCACUAAAAAGCCACGCAAAUCCGCCUCCAAUACACAACAAACACAAUCAACACACAACAACAGCAGCAGAUGCAGCAACCAACACUCCAGCGCUGGGGACAACAUCAACAGUCGAUUUGCCGGAGAUACGCAAUGGGAGCAACAUCAGCAACACAGUCGCCGCAAUUCCUCCGAAACGCACGGACAGCGCAAUGAACGCACAUCAGAUCGUCGCAGUCGACUUAUUUACGACAUUGAUAACAUCGUGAUACCCUACAGCAUGGCCGCUCAGACGCGUGUCGAAAUUUUGCCCUACAAGGAGAUACCUACACCAAAGUGGCGAAUUGUGGACAGUGACAAUGAGAAGAAACAACAAUCAGCGAAUGAAUCAAAAACCCCUGUGAAGCUGAGCAAUGGCUGUGCGGAUACAAAGGCAGAGCAGGAGAUGCCAGAAGCAGCAGGAACAGCAACUAUACCCUCAACCGUAGGAGCAACUGCACCCGCAAUUGUGGCAGCAACCGCAUCUGCAACCGAAGCAGCAACUGCACCCGAAACCAUAGCAGAAACUCCUCCGCCUGCAACUGCAGCAGCAACUUCACCUGCAACUGCAGCAGCAACUCUACCUGCAACCGCAGCAGCAGCAGCACCCCCAGCUGAAGCAACAACUGCAAAAGUGCCUCAGCUAAAUAACAACACUCAAAAGAAGGCGCCGAUCAAGCACGCGCCCAAGCUGAAUGGCAUCAAGCGCUCGAGCAAGAAGAAGAAGCACCUAACAGAGUCCGCCAAGCGGCAGGCACAGCAAGCGAUUAGUAAUGGACAGAUCAAUGGCAAAGAUGAGCAGCCGCCGGCUGAGUUAAAGGAGCAGCAGCAGCAGCUGCCGGCGAAGAAGCUGCCUGUCAAUGGCAAAACCAAAAAGCACAAUAACAAAAUCCCUGUGAAUAAUGUAAAUAAAGCAAGCAAGUCAGCUGCCAAGACUGCUGCCCCGCCUGCAUCUGUUGCUGGUAAGGCCGAAGUAGCUUCAGCUACGAGUACGGAUGCAACAGUGCCAGCUGCUGGCAAGGAUGCAAGCGCUUCAGUUGAAAAAGACAAACCCAAUGUGGAAGCUGUGGAGCCGCCUGCCAAGCGCCCAAAGCUGCAGCUAGCACAAACAUCCCCCGAGAAGUCGCAGGACAAGCUAAAGCAGGCUGCAGCAGCGGCCAGCGUCGCCGACGUUGUUGAGGAGGAAGAGGUGGAGGACAUCUCUGAUGAGGCGUACAUAGCGCGGCAUCAGCGUGCGCUCAUCGAGGAGCGGCGUCGUUUCGAAACAUUCUUAAAGUUCCCUUGGAGCACACGCUCGCGCGCCAAUCGUCGUGUCGACAGUCGCGCCGAGUCAAGUGGCGCCAAUACGCCCGAUCCAACAUCGCCAGCAGCUUCACAGCUAGCAGGACCUACAGCUGAUAACGAGAGCAUACCCUCACCCUUGGCACAAACCACGCAGCAGCACCCACUGGAUGCCCUCUCAGGUGAUGGUGAGAUUACGAAACGGCGACGCACCACAUCCAGUAAGCUAAAGGAUCAUGAGCGUCGUAGCAACACGCCAGAUACCAGAGACCAAACGCAGGAUCCGCCACCUUUUGAGCCGCUUCAGUUUCCGCUCUCUGAGGAGGUCUAUCAGCGGCUGCUGGCCGAGAUGUACGCCGAGCCCAAAGAGCCGGCGAUACCAGCCGCACCGGCCAAGCGUACCAAGAGCAAAUCGGUUUCCUCGAAUGGAGAUGGCUCAACAACAACCGCUGGCCGCCGACGCAGCAGCAAGGCCAAAGCCUCAACUGGCAGCAAGUUGGCGCAGUCCGCAGCACCACUAAAUGGUGGCAAGAAUGCCAAGAAAUCUGUGGCACCUCACAUUAAUGGCGCCCAGGAUGAUGGCUAUGACGAUGGUAUUGACUAUGAGCCCGACGAGGAUGAGAACGAACUACUGCUGGAGGAAGACGAUGAUUAUCAUUACCUGGCGGCACCAGAUGAUCAGUUGCCAUCGGGCACGAAUAAUGCUAAUGCGUACAAUGCGAGCAUCGAUGCCUAUCUGGGCGAGCAUGAGGCACUCGACGAUGAGGAGCUGGCCGACGAUCCAUUUAUGGACGACGAUCCCAAUGAUCCCGAAUGGAAGCGCAGCAUUGGCGUACGCCACGAGCGCAUGCGCAAGCGUGUGUAAACAGCAACUGGCGAGAAAUCAGAAGCCAGAAGCGAGAGCCACAGCGUAACGAGCGAAGCGAAUAGCUAGCAACUAAUGACGACAGGGCAGUCAGGAGCAGCAAGUAGCCCGCAGCGAAAUACGAGUAGCUAGCAACGAGUUAGCAGAAUGUGGCAACCAGCAAGUAGCGAGUAUGAACCAGAAAACUAAUCCAAAGCUAUUAAGACCAUGUGAAGUGAAUUUCAAUUUUAAAUAAUUCGUCAAAUUUUAAAGCUAUCAGCGAGACGCCUUUUAACUUGUUUUCAAGCAUAUUGUUUUCUUUUGUUGUUGUUUUUGUACUAAAGCAACAUUUUCACCUUCAAAAGGAAAAUCAAAAACUCAAAUCGGAGCAUAACAUUUUCAUUGCAGCCUAAUUCUAAGCAAUUUCUUAGUUAUUUAGUUCUAAAAGAAAAUAGUAAUACAAAUACAAAACACACGCCGCACACCCACACACAAGAACUCGUGAAAUAUUCAAUGUAAAUAGAAAGAAAACGAGCUAAUCAUUAAGAGAAUAGUAAGAGAUAUAUGUAGGAAACUAAUGGAUAAACCUAAUGAUAAAAAUAAUUAUACUAAACUAGUUUAACAGAAAAACGCGAUCGUUUAAAGCUUAAAUUAAGGCAACAAAAUAAAUCACUUGCGGCUUCAAGUCAAAGGUGCGCUACCUUUAAAUUAAAUACAUAUAUAAAUCUAGUUAUAUAGAUCGUCUGAUCGCAAAAAAAGAAAAAAACGAAAAAAAUAAUAAACACGUUAAUGUUAAUGUAAAAAAUGUAUUCGCGCACCACAAACAUAACAAAAAAAAA